AGAGCGGUCUCCAGGACCGGAAGUCCAGCAAGAGGCGCUCCAACCGUUACGUGAGCGCCGCAAGGAAGAGCCCUUCCUCCUCCAAGAUGGCGCAGACUGUGAACAUUACAGAUCUGUCUCUGCAGCAGCUCGAGGGACUGAAGAGUCAGCUGGAUCAGGAAGUGGAGUUCCUGUCCUCCUCCAUUGCCCAGCUGAAAGUGGUGCAGACUAAGUAUGUAGAGGCCAAGGAAUGUCUUAGUGUGUUACAUAAGAGCAAUGAAGGGAAACAAGUGCUUGUUCCUCUGACAAGUUCUAUGUAUGUGCCUGGUACACUCAGCGAUGUAUCCAAUGUGCUAAUAGAUGUGGGGACUGGAUAUUAUGUGGAGAAGACUGCGGAUAAUGCCAAAGAUUUCUUCAAGAGGAAGAUUGAUUUCCUUACGAAGCAAAUUGAGAAGAUUCAGCCUGCGCUACAGGAAAAACACGCUAUGAAACAAGCGGUCAUGGAAAUGAUGAGUAUAAAAAUCCAGCAGUUGACAUCAGCUCAAGCAGGGACUUCCAAGGCCUAGUCUACAGAGAACGCCCCCCCCCCCCCCCAAAGUUUCUCUUCACAGCAGAUCCUACAACAUCCUUCUGCCGUGAACCCUGGCCAUUUCUGCCAAUGCAGUAAACCCCUUCACUACAGCCGACACCAGCCGAGCGUCGCCUCAAAGACUGUGUGUGACAGUUCUACUGCUUCCUCAGCCAAGGGGUUAAUUUAUUCAGAUUUUUUUUGUUUUAUUCUUAUUUUGUAUUUGAAAGACAUAAAGGCAUCAAAACUGAA
This is a messenger RNA of Hyla sarda, 799 nucleotides long. It is a transcript of the gene PFDN5, whose product is annotated as prefoldin subunit 5. The record is from RefSeq and is a predicted model, not a curated record. The coding region runs from base 87 to 545 and encodes 152 amino acids. The transcript is spliced from 6 exons. Gene Ontology annotation, cellular component: cytoplasm; prefoldin complex. Gene Ontology annotation, biological process: regulation of DNA-templated transcription; protein folding. NCBI's taxonomy places the organism in Eukaryota, Metazoa, Chordata, Amphibia, Anura, Hylidae.